Messenger RNA from Staurois parvus, 339 nucleotides. The record is from the annotation of a GenBank genome assembly. NCBI's taxonomy places the organism in Eukaryota, Metazoa, Chordata, Amphibia, Anura, Ranidae.
UGAUGGUCAAAUCGUACGAUCAUUUUUCUGAAAAGAAUAUGCACAUGAGCCGUGACCUGGAAGGAACAGAAAUUUCGCCUGUUAUAUGGGGUGAACUUUAUGACUCGGUCGGCCGAUUUUCUAAAUCCUUGAUGGCAACCAUCGGAUUACCGAGCGAACGACGUUUUUUUUAGAUUUCGGACGGAAAAUGAUUCGGAAUUCGAACCAUGUAUGGGCCUGCAUUAAGCUCCAUGAACAAUAGCAUUUUUUUUCUGCUCCUAGAAGCUAAAUAGUAAAGUACUGUUUUUAAAGGGGCAGUCAUUUUUCAUUGCUUGGAAAAAAAAAAAAAAAAUCCUUUAA